Messenger RNA from Diospyros lotus (date-plum), 1282 nucleotides. RefSeq lists its product as uncharacterized. The transcript is spliced from 7 exons. The record is from RefSeq and is a predicted model, not a curated record. The coding region runs from base 349 to 1113 and encodes 254 amino acids. Lineage: Eukaryota; Viridiplantae; Streptophyta; Magnoliopsida; Ericales; Ebenaceae.
CCCCUACCGCGUCCUCUUCCUCUCUCUCUCUCUCUGUCUUCUAUCUACCCUUCUUCCAUCGGUUGGUUCAUUUAGUCUCUUCUAUUGAUCUGGCCCUUCUCUCUCUGUCUCUGUCUCUGUCUCUCUGUAUAUAUAUGCACACAGAGGCACGCACAUCAGUCUAGUUCUUUGCUUGCUGGUUACUGCUCUAUGUAAACUACAUCAACAUAGAUCUUUGCUUGUUGAUUCAAGAAGAGUUGUGGCAUUUCCUCCAACUCCUACAAUUGUGCUCCUUUUAUUCCAUUUCUUCGAUGGAAGAAUGGUGCAGAUGAUGUACUCUCCAACUGGGACGACAAGGUGGUAUCGACGAUGUUGGAUCUUUUGGUUGCACUAAUUCCGGGAGUUUGUGCUUUGGUUGCAGCUGUUAUACAAGGAAAAUUGACCCCUGGUGGCAACAAGGAAAUUAAUGGAAAAUUGGCCUCCGAUGGCAACAAGAAAAGUAAGGGUAAUGCUGAAAAACAAUUAGCGUCACUUGAGGAGGAGGCUAAAAAUCUGACGCAAGAAGGGAAGAGGAUUCGGACGGAACAGUAUGAAGUAGUCAACUCUUAUAGAAGCCAAGUUACAGCACUCAUGCGACUUAGCCUAUUUUAUGGCGUUGCCUCUAUCUAUCUCCAACUAAGUUACACCGACGAGGUUAAGAUGACAAUUCUCUUCUUCUUUGCCUUCGCGGUUGCCUUUAGGACGGCAUUGACGAAGCUCGAGAAAAUAUCUCAGUCGACUGGGGACCUCAGGAAAAGGCUGAAACCUUUGCAGAAGCAAGUCACAACUUUUAAAACCAACCGUGGCAAGCCGGGAAAUCGGCUGGAUGGGCAAAUUAAGCAGCUGGAGGAAGACAUAGCUAAGGCCAUGGAGCUAUCUAAAUCAAAUGAUAAGCAGGCCAACGAAUCAUCGGUGCUUCUCCCUCUCGCAGCUUGUGCAGUUGCAUGUGGGCGCUGUAUCCCUGGUCUUUCCGAGCUUGUGCAGUUGCUUGUUUUGCUCUGUUCGCUCGCCUCUACACAUCCCACUCUGCUGCUUUCAACCAUUCUGCAAGGCUGUCUAUUAAUGCUAAACCACAGCGGAAAGGACUGGGAUUAAGGGCGCUGCCCUUAGAGGAGGUGAACCAUGAACUAUGAAGCAAUCAAUCCCCUGGACACAGUUUUCAGGCUUAGUAGUUUGGCUAGGCUUUUUUUUUUUAGAGUUUUUAAGCUCGAUAGUGUUUAAGCUGAUUGUAGCAUUUAAAUUAGAUAAGGUUUAAACUGAUAAU